Molecule: messenger RNA, 1448 nt
Organism: Mauremys reevesii (Reeves's turtle)
Lineage: Eukaryota; Metazoa; Chordata; Testudines; Geoemydidae
Gene: TIRAP
Product: TIR domain containing adaptor protein
Exons: 5
Coding region: 410-1162 (250 amino acids)
Biological process (GO): signal transduction
Source: RefSeq, a predicted model, not a curated record
GCGAAGCUCGGGAGUCCCGCCCUGGGGCUCCACCCCGCCCUGGCCGCCUGCUGUUUCCUUGAAGGGGCGGGGAGCAGCCGCCGACUUCCCCAGCCCGUCGCUGGAGCGGAGCGGCGGGCCCCGGAAAGCCCGAAGCGGACGGGUCACGCAGCCCGUGCCCCGGCGGGGAGGCGCGCACGGAGGGACCCCCGGAGCCCAGCCGGAGGCGCAGCGCCGGUUGAGUGAGUAGCCACCUGUCGCCUCCCCGCCAGCGCUGGGCCAGGGGCCCCGGGGCAGCCUAGGCGCAUGGCACCGGCAGCUGCUCCUGCGGCCAGAAACUGCAUAUUCGACAAUAAGGAUCCAACCACACUCCGGCUCCUGCUGUUGCAACACAAGAGAACCCGAAGCAUCCAGUCUGGUGCUGGCUCUUAUGGAGCAGCUGUCCGCCUGCCAUGCUACAGCCAAUAUCUUUAGCAACACCCUAGGUCAAGAUUCAUGUGGGCACUUCUCAUCUGACUGUUACCCCGAUAUGGCUGGCUGGGUCAGGCAGCUCCUGCAGAAACCCAAGCAAAGCUCCAGCUCCGCAGGAAGCAGCUUGAACACCAAACAGUCACGCUCCUCCUCUUCCUCCUCCUCGGUGACAACCGCCAGCUCUUCCACCAGCAGUUCAGUGGCCAGCCUAGGACAACUGUCUCCUGCCUCCCAGGUGAGCAUCAGCAGCUCAGGGAGUGCCCGCUGGGCCAAGAGCUACGACGUGUGCAUCUGCCACAGCAACGGGGACUUUGAGUUUGUCGAGGAGAUGGUCUCGUAUCUGGAGAGCCAGACUGAGGGCAUCCGCUGCUUCCUGCAGCUGCGGGAUGCCAUGCCGGGGGGUGCUAUCACCACAGAGCUCUGUGACGCCGUCCAGAACAGCCACUGCUGGGUCCUGCUCAUAACCCCUAGCUUCCUCGAGGAUCCCUGGUGCAGGUACCAGAUGCAUCAGGCGUUGGCAGAGGCGCCGAUGGCCAAUGGACGCACCAUCCCCGUGCUGAAGGGCAUUGACCGGAGAGAUUACCCCCGGGAGCUGAGGUGCCUCUAUUACAUCGAUGGGACGCGCAAGGAGAAUGGCUUCAGGCAGAUUAAGGACACGAUCCUGCGCUACCUGCAGGAGCUCUGUCGAAGCACCGUGAGCAGAAUAGAGUGACUGGAUCCUGCAGGGGAAGGGAGCACCUUGAGAAAGCAGAUCCCGGCCGACGGGAAAUGGAACAAGAAUCCACACUGCUGUUUCCAAAGUCUCUGGAGCUGCCUCAUUUGAUCUCAGUGGAGAGCAGUUUCCAGGUGGCCUACAGCCAAGUUCCCUGAUGCACAAAGCACCUGUAGAAUUACAAAUGGGAACCAACUCUCACGAGGGCUUCCGAACGGAAGCAUUUCUCUCGCGUCAGGCUGCUCCACACCAUGAACGCUAAUACCAGGCACUGCUGAGAGGACAA